This is a messenger RNA of Hemibagrus wyckioides, 4368 nucleotides long. It is a transcript of the gene radil2b, whose product is annotated as Ras association and DIL domains 2b. The record is from RefSeq and is a predicted model, not a curated record. The transcript is spliced from 17 exons. Gene Ontology annotation, molecular function: GTPase binding. Gene Ontology annotation, cellular component: microtubule. Lineage: Eukaryota; Metazoa; Chordata; Actinopteri; Siluriformes; Bagridae. Gene Ontology annotation, biological process: substrate adhesion-dependent cell spreading; neural crest cell migration; signal transduction. The coding region runs from base 171 to 3605 and encodes 1144 amino acids.
CUGAUUUGCAGUUGAAGCUGCUGGACUGUAUAGCCUGGUGAAUAUUGGGGUCUUUGGCCAAGAGAGUUGGGAGUGAAACUGUCAGCACAAUCUGGCAACCCUGCCUAUAACUGCAACCAGUGAAGCGCUUUAAAAGUCGCGGGCAAGUCAGAGAUAGAGACAGCUUUCCUAUGACGAUGACGUGGAGUGAGCGGACCUUAAGGAGAACAGGAACCGCACCUCCGUCACCUGCAGCCGCACCGAUCAGCGCAGCCAAGAGGAGCCUGUCCAAGCUCAGCCGCAAGCACAGCAAUGGCUCUGUCCAAUCCAGCUCGUCGACUGGCACUGCCAGAUCUGUGGAGGGCGUGGGCUUCAGACAACCAGCCAAGAGUAGAAUCCGCCGGCAUCAGCACCGCCUUUCCUCUGUGUUCAGCCGUGGUGUGCUCUCAGCUCGAGGGGACAUAACUACAUCUGGAGAAGAGCUAUCAGUAACAGACGAUCCCUCGGAACUGUCCAGUCACAUAACAGCACCAGGAAUCCUGAAGAUUUUUGGCACCGAGAUCUGUGAAGGUGCCAACUAUAAGAGUGUCCUGGCUACAACCCACUCCAGCGCCAAAGAGCUGGUAAAAGAAGCACUCGAGAGAUAUUCUCUGAACAAGGCGGAUGCUGAUGCCUAUGUCCUGUGCGACGUUAUCGGCUGCCUCAGAGAACGAGAAUGGAGGAGCGAGUGUGUGCGUGUGGUGGGAGACAACGAGCGACCGCUGCUCCUGCAGUCGCUCUGGAAGCCCAGAGAAGGCUACGCAAGGCGAUUUGAAAUCCAGAGCAGAGCCAGCGUGGAGGAGAAAAUCUCUAGAGACAAGGACACGGUGACUGCAGGGAUCAACGCUCAGGCUCGUAAACUGCAGAAGACACGCUCUCGGGGGAGGUCUGUGGUGCUCGGCGGGCGUGCCGCAGAUCUCGGGCUGAGUCUGUGCAGGAGUCUCAGUGAAACAGAUCUCAGACCCUCCCCUGAGCACCAGCAGAGCCUUAAGAGCCAAUCGGGUGGGAAGGACUCGGAGGCCUACAAAGAGCUUCCCUGUGAGGCUGGCAGAAAAGAAGAGACGGAGAGCGGCGAUGACAACUGGACACAGUAUUCCAUUCACCCGCCCGUGCACUUCCCUUACUUCCUGCUACUGCAGGGCUUCAGUUACAGACAGGACUUCCUCAUCUAUUCUCUAAAAAGCAGAUGUACAAUUUUUGGCCGUAAUUCUGAGCAAUCUGACGGCGUGAAAGAGCAUCCAGCUGUAGAUGUGACUCUUUGGGCUCCUGACAUCCAACCACAGCACUGCAGUUUUCAGAGACUCCAGGUCACAACUUCUGACCUUCAGCAAAAUGACAGGAAAAGAUCAGGAGUCACAGUUCUCAAGCCAUUCCAUGCAGCUCUGGUCAAGAGGAACGGAAUUGUUAUCAGCCAAGAGGUGGAGCUUCAUUCAGGAGAUGUCAUAGGUUUGGGCAAGAACUACCUCUUCAUGUUUAAGGAUCCCAGCUCUGAAAUUUUGGUCUCUCACAGUGUAGGUCUUUCAUGCCAAGGUGACUCACCACAACCUCCUCCUGCUCCUCCUACAUCAUUUCCUCUCUACCAGACAUGUAUGUUGUCGACGUCAGAGGGCUCAGGAACUCUUUGUGAAAGCACCUUGCCCUGCCUGAGGGACACAAACGGACAAGAGCUUGUCCUCUUCUAUGACGUAGAACAUGAAACACAGGUCCUAGAGGAGAUCUUUAAAAAGCUAAACCAUUAUGAAAACCUGCACAAGCUCACCCCAUCAUUCCUGAUGUGUUUAUGCCUCCAGCAAUCUGCUACACAUUUCCCCAUGACCGACCUGCGACGACUUCUCCUACAUAUCGCCAAUGAGGUUCAAGUAGCUGUACUGGAAAGAGCGAAAGAGGUUGCAGCUAUUCAGUCUGACAUGGAAGGCACUGAGCCGGUGGGUCUGCAGACGGAGAACCUCCUCAGAAGCCUGCAGCCGCUUGUUCUGUGGAUGGCCAACUCCAUCGAGCUCCUCCAUUUCAUCCAUCAAGAAGUGCCUUUCCUGUUGCAUGGGAUUUCACGAAUGGAGGAGGAAGAGGAUGAAGAUUGUAUGGCUGUGCUGGAGUUGCGCUUGUCUACUGUGCGGCCUGCCAGCGAGGAGGCCAUGACAGUCCUGGAGGAGGUCAUUAUGUUUACCUUCCAGCAGUGUGUCUAUUACCUCACCAAGCUCCUGUACCCGGUCCUCCCAGGCCUGUUAGACAGCAAUCCUUUCUCAGAGAAAGGGCAGGUGCAGAUCCCUAAUGAAGUUGCCAGUGUGUUGGACAUCUUUACAAAGACACUGAAUCUCAUUAAAGACUUCCGCAUACAUCCUGAAAUUUCCAUCCAGCUCUUCACUUACCUCUUCUUCUUUGUCAAUGCCUUCCUCUUCAACCUGCUCAUGGAGAGAGGAUCAGGGGGAACUUUUUACCACUGGACCUGUGGUGUUCAGAUCCGGGCAAAUUUGGAUGCGCUCAUAGACUGGGCUUAUACAGCAGGGCUCGGAGAACUGGCACAGAGCCAUCUCUUCAAACUCUCUUCUGCUGUCAAUCUGCUCGCCACCACUCGAGAACAUCUGCUGCAGGCAUCAUGGGGUUCUUUGAGGACAGAGUUUUCCUCACUUAGCCCUGCUCAGCUUCACCACAUGCUGACAGAGUACAACCCACGUCGGCCUUGCCCCUCUGCAUGGACGCCCUGCGGCACCGACGCUGACGCAGCAUGCCAAACUGCUGACAUUCUGGAGAACUUUGACGAUCACCCACCUCUUGUCCUGCCCAUCGAUGGCUUUCAGCUGAACUUAAAAAAGCCUAUUGGAGAUACAGGCCUCAUUAAGGAGCUCGUGCAGCUUCAGGCAAUCAUCAAGACACUUAAUGUUAGAGCAUCAACUACACAGUGUGCUCAGCAUGAAUCUGCCAUACCCCUGGAAGCCAAACGCACCAGAAUGGAGGUUCUUCCAAAAGCCCAUCUGGAACAAGGACACACCCCGUUGAUGCUGCCUAAGAACUGUGAUUCUUCCACUUGUUCUUCAGUAUCAGGUGACGAGGGCACAUAUGAAGGUCUGCUCACACAAAAGAUAAAGGCUCUAGAUCUACAAGACGAAGAGGCGAACCACAACAGCAGAGCUCUGGAAACCUCGUGCUUGCUCACUCCGCCUAACACACCGCUGAGCUCAGAGCGGAUGGUGUCCAAGAACGAAGGCCGAGAUACAGAGCCUCAUCCUCGGUGCUGUGAUACGACCAAGCACACAUGUGGAGAAUGUGGAAGUCAUGAAGUCGGUGAUGAUGAAGUGUUUGUGGUGGAGCUGCUGAAAGGCCCUGGAGGACUAGGACUGUCUCUAGUGGAUGGAGUGGAAACGCCAGUGAAGAUGAAUGGGAUUUAUAUUAAAUCUGUGAUCCCAGGGUCACCUGCAGCUCUGAGUCAGAGAUUGAGGCCAGGCGAUCGGCUUCUGGCUGUCAACGGCCACGGGUUAGUCGGCUUGGACUACCACACAGGCAGAGAGCUCAUUCAGAAGGCUGGAGAACAAGCCCAGUUGCUAGUUGCCCGGACGGAAAGAACUCACGAGGACACGGUGCCGAAACGCUGACCGUGUCAAUCACUUCCUGACACACAAGUGCACUUUGAAGCUGUUGUGGGAAACUGUUCUGGGACGAUUUUAAUCUCCUGAGUUUUAACACCCACUUUGAACAUGUCUUAUAACACUAUAGUGGUGUUUUAUUUAACUGAUGCCUAUUUCAUGAUUUUCCUUUUAUAUCAUUUUUACAGCAUUUUGUAAUCUGUUUAACAAAAAUGAUUAUUAAUCAAACAUUGUGCCUAAAUAAUCAUAAUUUUAAAAGUACACGACGUUGCAUUUGCAUUUAUUCUGAAACAGUAAACUGGGAUGGAACAAUUUUAACAUUUUGCUCCUUCUUUUAAGGUUGCAGAGAUCUGUUUGGAUCUGUGUUCCACUUUCUUUUUCCUAUUCUGACCCGGGAUGGGAUGGGAGAUGGGGGAGAGAGGACAGAGUGGCACAGCAGGCUGGGAAAAAAGAAAUGAAAGAGACAUUAUGUCAGAGAAUGACAGUGUCAGAAAGUGUCCUUGCUUGUUAUUCACUUAUAUCUUAAGGCACAAGAAAACUAUUAUGAACUAUACAGUGACUCUAACAUGAAAUGGAUUAGAUUAAGUGUUACUCGAAUUAAGACUGUUUGCCUGGUCUCUGAGGGGUUCUGGGUGUUGAAGGUUUACCUACAAAUGCUUCAAGGCUAGAACUGCUGUCCCCUAAUGAGUACUGUGCUUUUCAUAGUACCAUCAUUAUGAAUAUAUAGUAUCAUGAUGGGAUUGUAAAAUAGGCUUUGGAUAAUAUUAAAAAA